Messenger RNA from Propithecus coquereli (Coquerel's sifaka), 1675 nucleotides. It is a transcript of the gene RPA2, whose product is annotated as replication protein A2, 32kDa. Lineage: Eukaryota; Metazoa; Chordata; Mammalia; Primates; Indriidae. Gene Ontology annotation, molecular function: DNA binding. The record is from RefSeq and is a predicted model, not a curated record. Bases 253 to 1068 code for a protein of 271 amino acids. Gene Ontology annotation, cellular component: site of double-strand break; nucleus; chromosome, telomeric region. The transcript is spliced from 9 exons. Gene Ontology annotation, biological process: DNA replication; nucleotide-excision repair; double-strand break repair via homologous recombination.
UCACUUGGAGUAGUGCGCGUUUUCAGGAGCAUGGCCAGAGAAGACGGGAACAAGCAUAGGAUUCGUGAGCAUUGAUUGGCUGAAGCGAGAAGCGCCCUGGACGCUGACUGGCUCCGUCAUUCGCGGGAAGGAGUUUGUGGCGCCAGAGAAAAGUAUAUAGACCGCUGCAUCAACAACGGGAUUCUGAGGUGUCCUGGGAACCCACCAGACCGGAACUUUCUGGGCCUCUUUCCCGAGGGCGUCGCGACGAAGAUGUGGAAUAGUGGGGGAUUUGAUAGCUAUGGCAGCUCCACGUAUGGGGGAGCCGGCGGCUACACGCAGUCCCCGGGAGGCUUUGGAUCGCCGACGCCUUCUCAAGCGGAAAAGAAAUCAAGAGCCCGAGCCCAGCACAUUGUGCCCUGUACUAUAUCUCAGCUGCUUUCUGCCACUCUGGUUGAUGAAGUGUUCAAAAUUGGGAAUGUUGAGAUUUCACAGGUCAUUAUUGUGGGGAUAAUUAGACAUGCAGAGAAGGCUCCAACCAACAUUGUUUAUAAAAUAGAUGACAUGACAGCUGCACCCAUGGAUGUUCGCCAGUGGGUUGACACAGAUGAUGCCAGCGGUGAAAACACUGUCGUUCCUCCAGAAACAUACGUGAAAGUGGCAGGCCAUCUGAGAUCUUUUCAGAACAAAAAGAGCCUGGUAGCCUUUAAGAUCAUGCCCCUGGAGGAUAUGAAUGAGUUUACCACACAUAUUCUGGAAGUAGUCAAUGCACACAUGAUACUGAGCAAAUCUAACAGCCAGCCCCCAGCAGGGAGAGCACCUAUCAGCAACCCAGGAAUGAGUGAAGCAGGGAGCUUUGGUGGGACUAGCUUCAUGCCAGCAAAUGGCCUCACUGUGGCCCAAAACCAGGUGCUGAAUUUGAUUAAAGCUUGCCCAAGACCUGAAGGAUUGAACUUUCAUGAUCUCAAGAACCAGCUCAAACAUAUGUCUGUACCCUCAAUCAAGCAAGCUGUGGAUUUUCUGAGCAACGAGGGGCACAUCUAUUCUACCGUGGAUGAUGAUCACUUCAAAUCCACAGAUGCAGAAUAACUGGAUCUAAAUUGGGUACCUGUUUUCCAGCUGGACCUAUUUUCAGUCUGUUGUCUCCAGCUGUGCAUAUAUAUUUGACCAGGUGACUUCUGGGAAGCAGGUUUCAUCUGUAAAAGGCCUCAGCUGACAUCCUUUUGAAACUUACUGCUCUUCUGUAGUGUUGUUUGUUUGAAGCUCAAAGGGCUAUGGGCAACUGACAGGGAUAUAAUCCAGGGUGGAAUUUCUUGAAGAAGUUAAAAAUAAGCUAGUUACAACAUCAGGGUAGAAGGAAUUGGAAGAAGGAUGCUAUCGAGAGAAUACUCAAAUAAUGCUCGGGAGUUUCUAUUCCUAAAAUGUUUUCUGCUGAAAGAAGAUAAGUAGGACUCAGGCCUGUGGGUAGAGCACUAGCCAAGAAACCCACUGGCCUCUGCCUGUUUUUGUUUCCCAUUUUGGUUAUGUGGCAUUAUUUUCAGAAUUGCACUUUCCUUCACGGGCUUGUCAUGACAGCAUGUUUAUAUGAACACGAGGUUCUGGAGUGGUGGCCUCCAGGGGCAGAGGAGAAGAGGAAGUAUUACUGAAUUUUGUACAAAGUAUGUACAUUCAUAUGUUUAAUAAAACAGUUCUAUUG